Galdieria sulphuraria is the source of this 1310-nucleotide messenger RNA. Its product is annotated as pre-mRNA cleavage complex II protein Clp1-like protein. Bases 30 to 1286 code for a protein of 418 amino acids. NCBI's taxonomy places the organism in Eukaryota, Rhodophyta, Bangiophyceae, Galdieriales, Galdieriaceae. Gene Ontology annotation, molecular function: polynucleotide 5'-hydroxyl-kinase activity. The transcript is spliced from 6 exons. The record is from RefSeq and is a predicted model, not a curated record. Gene Ontology annotation, cellular component: mRNA cleavage factor complex; nucleus. Gene Ontology annotation, biological process: tRNA splicing, via endonucleolytic cleavage and ligation.
UAUGAAGAAUGAGAAUGUGAUUGUUCAAGAUGUUAAAUCAGGAUGAGAAGCGAACUUUUCGUUUAGAGAAGGAACAAGAGUUGAGAUUUGAAGUUUCCAAUGAAAACAAAGUCUAUCUCACUCUUCAAUCAGGCACAGCAGAGGUAUUUGGUAUUGAGCUUCCAAAAAAGAAGCCUGUAGAGCUCUGCGAUACCAAACUUGCAGUCUUUACUUGGCAAGGUUGUGAGUUACAACUUCAAGGCAUAACCGACUUGGAAUAUGUUGCCAACGAAACACCUAUGCACCUUUAUCUCAAGGCACACUAUCUUCUUGACUCUAUGCGUCGAAAAGCUAGACAGCAGGGGACUAAAGGGCCCAAGGUAGUGAUAGUCGGUCCACAGGAUUCUGGUAAAAGUUCCCUUUGUCAAAUUCUCUCUUGUUAUGCUAUGAAAGGAGGCAAGAAAAUAUUGUAUGCAAGUAUUGACUUUCAACAAGGCUCCUUCUCUAUUCCUGGAGCUAUUGGAGCAUCCUCUGUGGAACAUGCCACAAUAGAAGAUGGUAUGAUAUUUGAAAACAACCUUGUCUAUUUCUAUGGUCAUACAGUAGCUUCCGAGAACCCGAGACUUUUGGAAAAAUUAGUCAGCAAUCUUUCGAACUUGUUGGAUGCCAAGUUGGAAGACUCUGAAAUGGAUCUGGGUCAUAUGGGCUUUAUUGCAGACUCCUUUGGCAGUUUGGAUGGAAGCAACUAUGAUGUUCUCAAACAAGUAUUGAAGGAAAUCAAAGCCAAUGUUAUCAUUGUAUUGGGUUCGGAAAGGCUUUAUGCCGAUAUUCAAAGGGACCUAUGUUCAGAACAGAGACAAAUUAUUCAGCUCCCGAAAUCUGGUGGAGUUGUAGGCAGAGAUCAAUACUUGAGACGGCGACUUCAGGAAAUGCAGCUUCGUUGUUAUUUCUAUGGCUCAGAUGGAAAUCUCAAUCCUUUCACAACUGUGGUUACUUUUGACCAAGUUCAUAUAGUGCGCGUUGGUAUCGGACUUCAUGUGCCAGCAACAGCUUUGCCACUUGGAGCACAGUCUACUUUGGAUCCGUUGCAAAUUUCGCAAGUGACUCCUUCCACUGAGUUACUUCAUUGUAUGUUGGGAGUCAGUCAAGCUGAGGAAGAAGAACAAAUUGUGGACUCUCCAGUAUAUGGUUUUGUUCAUGUUGCCAAAGUGGAUAUCUCGAAAAGAACAAUCUCUUUGUUGGCACCAUCUCCAGGAAAACUACCUGGAAGCUUUCUAGUGAUGGGAUCCAUUCGUUGGCUCGAGUAGCUUAUAUGCAAGUACCAAACAACU